UUUUCGCCUCCGCUCUAUUGAAAGGUCUCCAUUCCUACUGAAUGCUCCUUUACCGAGCAGAGGACUAGCUUUAUUUUUUUUAGACUGGCAAAGCGUCCCAAUGUCACUACCAAUCCAUCAAAGCUUUGGCCUUCCACCAAAUCCUUUCAGACUUCUCCCCUUGGGGCUCUCUCUUGGCUACUUUCGCUCCUAAGACAAAGAACCACCAGCGGCUCCACCUAGUUUCCCCGGUAGCCUACCAGUGAGAACUACUAGAUGUAGCUGUGAUACGAGUAUGUGUUUGUGACUAAGUAGCACAAUUUGACGCCAAAAACAAAGUUCCCAUUUUUCGUUUUCAUUCCAUGAAUUACGUAAAAGCAUGUACGAGGAUAAACGGCAUCGGAACUUUGGCAUCUCCAAAACGACACUUUCAGGUCGAUGCUUCCAUCAUCAAGACAGGCUUCGACCCCACAACGUACCGUUCCAAUUUCCAGGUGAAGACUCUUCUACAACGUGGGGAUUUGGAUGCAGCACUCAAACUGUUCGACGAAAUGCCUCACAAGAACACCAUCUCCACCAACACCAUGAUCAUGGGUUACAUCAACUCUGGCAAUCUUUCCACUGCUAGGAGCAUGUUUGACAGCAUGCUUCACCGCACGGUUGUUACAUGGACAAUGCUGAUCGGUGGCUAUGCUCAGAACAACCAGUUCCGUGAAGCCUUUGGUCUCUUCGCUGAAAUGUGCAGGCAUGGCACGGUUCCGGAUCGUGUCACCUUGGCCACUCUCUUGUCUGGGUUCACUGAAUUUGAAAGUGUCAAUGAAGUGGGACAAGUGCAUGCCCAGGUUGUCAAGUCAGGGUAUGAUUCCACCCUCAUGAUUUGCAACUCUUUGCUUGAUUCUUACUGUAAGACGCGUAACCUUGGCUUGGCUUGUCACCUCUUCAAGCAAAUGCUGGAAAAAGACACUGUCACUUUCAAUGCAUUGUUGACGGGGUACUCCAAAGAGGGGUUCAAUCAUGAUGCCAUAAACCUAUUUUUCAAGAUGCAGGAUUUGGGGCUUAGGCCAACAGAAUUUACUUUUGCUGCGGUUUUAACUGCAGGGAUACAGUUGGAUGAUAUAGAAUUUGGGCAACAAGUUCACAGUUUUUUGGUGAAGUGUAAUUUUGUGUGGAAUGUGUUUGUGGCUAAUGCUUUGCUUGAUUUCUACUCUAAGCAUGACCGUGUUGUUGAAGCUAGUAAACUUUUUGAUGAGAUGCCGGAGGUGGAUGGUAUCUCUUACAAUGUGCUUGUCACAUGCUAUGCAUGGAAUGGAAGAAUGGAAGAAUCUCUUGAACUUUUCAGGGAGUUACAGUAUACUAGAUUUGACCGGAGGCAAUUCCCAUUUGCUACCUUGUUAAGUAUCGCUGCAAAUGCUUUGAGCCUGGAAAUGGGUAGGCAAAUCCAUUCCCAGACUUUAGUAACAAAUGCCAUUUCAGACAGUCUGGUUGGAAAUGCUGUGGUUGACAUGUAUGCUAAAUGUGGCAAAUUUGGGGAAGCAAAGAGGAUUUUUGCAGAUCUGGCUCAUCAAAGUUCAGUUACAUGGACAGCCCUGAUCUCGGGUUAUGUUCAGAAGGGACUCCAUGAAGAUGGCCUAAAGCUAUUCAUUGAGAUGCAAAGAGCCAAAAUAAGUGCUGACUCGGCUACUUAUGCCAGCAUCUUAAGAGCCUGUGCGAAUCUAGCUUCACUGACACUGGGAAAACAGAUACAGUCUCAUAUUAUCAUAUCCGGAUGCUUUUCAAAUGUUUUUUCCGGGAGUGCACUGGUUGACAUGUAUGCAAAAUGUGGAUCAAUAAAAGAUGCACUUCAAAUGUUUCAAGAGAUGCCUGUGAGGAAUUCUGUCUCCUGGAAUGCACUGAUUUCAGCUUAUGCACAAAACGGAGACGGCGACCAUGCUCUUAGAUCAUUUGAGCAAAUGGUUAAUUCAGGUCUGCAACCAAAUUCCGUUAGCUUCCUUAGCAUUUUAUGUGCCUGCAGCCACUGUGGUCUAGUUGAAGAAGGACUACGGUACUUUAACUCCAUGACUCAAGUGUAUAAACUUGUACCAAGAAGAGAGCAUUACGCAUCAAUGGUUGAUAUGCUAUGUCGCAGUGGAAGAUUUGAUGAGGCUGAGAAAUUGAUGGCUCUGAUGCCUUUUGAAGCGGAUGAGGUAAUGUGGACAUCAGUUCUCAACUCAUGCAGGAUCCAUAAGAAUCAAGAGUUGGCAAAGAAAGCAGCAGACAAACUAUUCAAUAUGGAGGUCCUUAGAAAUGCUGCUCCAUAUGCUAGCAUGUCCAAUAUCUAUGCAGCAGUUGGUGAAUGGGAGAAUGUGGGAAAGGUGAAGAAGGCAAUGAGAGAGCGAGGGGUUAGAAAGGUGCCAGGAUACAGUUGGGUUGAAAUCAAACAGAAGACACAUGUUUUCUCAGCCAAUGACAUGUCUCACCCACAGAUGAAAGAGAUAACGAGGAAGCUUGAUGAACUGGAAGAGCAAAUGGAGAAACAAGGGUAUAAACCUGACUCAAGUUGUGCCCUUCACGAUGUGGACGAGGAAGUCAAGUUAGAGUCACUAAAAUAUCAUAGUGAACGCAUUGCCAUUGCCUUUGCUCUCAUUAGCACCCCAGAAGGGUCACCCAUAUUGGUAUUGAAGAACCUAAGAGCCUGUAACAAUUGCCAUGCUGCCAUCAAGGUAAUCUCCAAGAUUGUAAACCGGGAAAUCACCGUCAGAGAUUCAAGUAGAUUCCAUCACUUCAGAGAUGGAUCUUGUUCCUGUAAGGACUACUGGUAGAUUGUCUUUGUUUCCUCAACAAAAUCAUCGUUUUUGUUAGAAAAGGUAGAAAAACCUUUAUUAUGGGUUCGUUUUCAUUGCUAGAUCACACACUUUUCUUCUA
Molecule: messenger RNA, 2880 nt
Organism: Cajanus cajan (pigeon pea)
Lineage: Eukaryota; Viridiplantae; Streptophyta; Magnoliopsida; Fabales; Fabaceae
Source: RefSeq, a predicted model, not a curated record